GCUACCACCUAAUCACAUCAUGUUGGACCCCGCAUUUGUAUAUCAAGUCAUGGUCAUUGGUCAGUGCUUUUGGAAAGAAGAUGGAACCUUCAGCCUAAUCUAUACGACUCUCUCAAUCUCUCAAUGGAUCAUUCACUGGCUCAUCCAUCUCAGGAGGACAAUAUGGAUCAAGCACCACCAAAAGUGUCAUCCCUUGAACCCCCAAUAUCUUCAUCUAAACCACCCAAAUCCUCUUUUGUUGAUCCCAAACUGAAGCUACAUUUGUCAGCUGCUUCCUCUCAGGGAAACAAUCAAAAGGGGAAGGCAGUUCAGGUAUGGACUGAAAUGGUUUCAUCUAAAUCAUCUGCAUUCUCAUCAUUUUCUUCUAAGCCACCUCGAUCUCCGUCUCCCCCUAAGUUCCCACAGUCCUUGGAACCAAGUCUUUCUGCUUCUUCCUCAAAAUCAAAGAGAAGAAACCGACAGAGAAAGAAAAAAAACCCGAGUGUUAAAAAGGGCUUAUCUAGUCCAUCCCCAUCAACGUUAGAACCCCCAUUGGUGAUUUAUUCUCCAUCACCUCCAUCUUCCCCAUCUUCAUCAGAAUCACCACCAUCGUCCACUAAGCUGCCUCCAGCCUUAAGGCAAACUUUUGCCUCAGCUCACUCGCAUGUAAGAGAUCAACGGGGGAAGACAUGUGGUUAUUCAUUGAUCAAGAGGGGCUUAUCUAAUCCAUCUCCAUCAUCACUGAAACCCGCAUUGUUGAGUUCUUCUGUACCGCCUCCAUCUUGCCCUAGAGAGCAUUCAUCAUCUUCAUCUGGAUCACCUCCAUCAUCCCCUAAGCUGCCUCCAACCUUAAGGCGAGCUUUCUCCUCACAUCACUCACAUGUAGCCAAUCAGCGGGGGAGGUCAUAUUAUUCAUGGGUGCAAAAGGGUUCAUUACCUAUAUACAAGGUUCCCAAGAACAUUAAAGCUUCGAUCAAGAAAGAUAGAGUGCCCAAAGUUCUUGACCAGCCAUUGUCUCCCUUAACCUAUAAGAACUACUUUGCUGCUCUCUUAUAUGCUGAGGAAGUCUACUUGGAGAAAUGGAAAGAUUAUCAAAUGUUGGAAGUGACAUUGAACUUGCAAGAGGCAAUUAUAAAGGCUAAAAAGAAGGAUGAAAAAAUCUUUGUAAAAUUGAAGUUAGAUUCAGUUCCUGAGAGACGCCCAUUCCUUUUAUCAAGGGAUUUUGUCUAUGCAAGACCUUCGGGUAGGGAUGUUCAGCCAUUUGAGGGCAUUCUCUACCGUGUGGUGAAGAGCAGUCAUAUAUUAGUUGAUUUCGGACAUGACUUUCUUUAUCAGCAUCAUCCGAAACGCACAUAUGACAUCAGCUUCUCAUUUAACAGACUUUGUUUUAAAAGAGCUCAUGCUGCAGUUCAAGCUGCAUCAUAUCCUUUGUUCCAGAACUACAUCUUUCCUGAUUGUGUUCCAGAAAAGAUCAUCAUUUCCAAUAAUUCCACACCAAAGGCUGCAGUUAGACAGAUUUUAGGCUUUUAUGGCCCGCCACCCUAUAUUAUAGAGGGCCAACGCUCCGUGAUUCGUACAGGAAAAUCUGACUCUAAACCGUAUAAACUAUCAAAAACAGGAGAGAUUGUUCGAGAAGCAGCAUUGCAAAUCUAUAAAAGCUCUCCAGAUGAUCGUAUUCUCAUAUGUGCCCCCUUAAACAGCACAUGCGACGAGCUGAUGAUUAGUUUGAAGAAAGUGAUUCCAGAGUGUGACAUGUAUCGAACCAAUGCUGCAUUUCGAGAGGUAGAUGAGGUACCUAUUGAGAUUCUCCUCUCAUGUGAUCAUGACGGCGAAUGUUUUUCCUGUCCUCCACUCGCAGAACUCCAGAGGUUUAGGCUGAUCUUCUCCACAUUUGUUACUAGCUUUCGGCUACACAAUGAAGGCGUCACUGCUGGACAUUUCAGCCAUAUUUUUCUGGUGGAUGCUGCUUUGGCUACUGAGCCAGAGACAAUGAUAGCUCUGGCUAAUUUUGCUAAUGAGAGCACAGCUGUUAUAGUAACAGGUUCAGCCAAUCAUCAACCAAAUCAGGUGCGCUCUGGUAUGGCCAGGACCGAAGGAUUGAAGACAUCAUACUUUGAAAGGCUCAGUAAGAUGAGAACAACAUCAGAUGACACCUAAAUGGAGCUUAAUGUGGUGCUCAUUCAGUCCUGUUAAUUUGUUAUUUGAAUUUGGGUUGUGUUAAUUGUGUAAACAUUUUCGGUCUUGUUUAAUUUGCCAACAUUUUUGAUUCUGCUUAAUUUAACACGAGUGAAGGAACCUCAACUUAA
Messenger RNA from Rosa chinensis, 2285 nucleotides. RefSeq names its product probable RNA helicase SDE3. The transcript is spliced from 4 exons. NCBI's taxonomy places the organism in Eukaryota, Viridiplantae, Streptophyta, Magnoliopsida, Rosales, Rosaceae. The record is from RefSeq and is a predicted model, not a curated record. Bases 124 to 2136 code for a protein of 670 amino acids.